Neohortaea acidophila is the source of this 3764-nucleotide messenger RNA. Its product is annotated as E1-E2 ATPase-domain-containing protein. The transcript has a single exon. The record is from RefSeq and is a predicted model, not a curated record. Lineage: Eukaryota; Fungi; Ascomycota; Dothideomycetes; Mycosphaerellales; Teratosphaeriaceae. Gene Ontology annotation, biological process: copper ion homeostasis; monoatomic cation transport. Gene Ontology annotation, cellular component: membrane. Gene Ontology annotation, molecular function: ATP hydrolysis activity; ATP binding; P-type divalent copper transporter activity. Bases 181 to 3720 code for a protein of 1179 amino acids.
AAGAAACUCUUCUUCAACAUCCUCUCAUUCCUGUAUGUCAUCCGCUUAAAGGCGUGAACGGGCCCGGUGUUCGCGCAAAGCCCUUUUGGCCAUGGCCCUAACCGGACGGCACAUCUCCCGAUCGAGCACCAAACGAGAUUGAACACGGUCAGGAGCAACUCCACCGCCUGCACUUCCGCUAUGGCAGCGUCAAGAGUCGGACCGCCGGGUGCCGGGGCGCACAUGACGACGACCACACUCAAAGUCGAGGGCAUGACCUGCGGCGCAUGCACCUCUGCUGUCGAAUCCGCUUUCAAUGAUGUGCAAGGAGUGGGAAGCGUGUCGGUAAGCCUGGUCAUGGAAAGGGCGGUGGUAAUGCACGAUGCGGCGCGCAUCGCGGCCGAGCAGAUCCGAGAAAUGAUUGAGGAUAGAGGCUUCGACGCCAACAUUAUAUCGUCUGACGCACCGAACGUCCCGCUUUUCGAUGCGGAUGACGAGCUAGAGGACACCACAGAGAGCAUGGACAACGGCAUCUCUACCACCAUCUUACACGUCGGUGGCAUGACAUGCGGUGCUUGUACAUCUGCGGUUGAGGGAGCAUUUAAGAACGUUUCUGGCGUGAAGACUUUCAACAUAUCUCUAUUGUCAGAGCGCGCGGUCAUUGAGCACGACCCGAGCAUCUUGGCCCCGGAGAAGCUGGCCGAGAUAAUCGAGGACACCGGCUUCGAUGCAGAAAUCAUCGAGACCAAACAGACAUCGUCAGAUGGAGCCUCACGGACUGCCAAAAUUGCACACAGCACACAGCAGCAGGGUCUGGUAACGACUACAGUCGCGAUCGAUGGCAUGACCUGCGGCGCUUGUACCUCUGCCGUAGAGGGUGGUUUCAAAGGACUACCUGGGGUCUUGCAAUUCAACAUAAGCCUAUUGGCCGAGCGAGCAGUCAUAUUACACAACCCCGCCAUACUGACAACGGGUCAAAUUGUGGAAACCAUCGAAGACCGAGGCUUUGACGCCAGGAUUGUGUCUAGCGUGGAAGAAGGCGUGCAAACAUCGACGUCAAGUUCUGUGAUACAGCUGAAGCUUUUUGGACUGCCUAGUCCAGAGUCUGCGGCCGAUCUGCAACAAAGUCUGUCCUCCAUGGCCGGAAUCACUUCGGCCAACAUCGACUUCGCCACCUCGCGCGCGACCAUCUCCCACAUCCCCGCACAGCUGGGCUUGCGAGCCAUCGUCGAGGCCAUCGAGAAAGCAGGUUGCAAUGCCCUUGUCGCUGACUCGGACGACAAUAACGCACAACUCGAAUCGUUGGCCAAGACCAAGGAGAUCCAGGAAUGGUACCGUGCGUUCAGGACCUCACUCGGCUUUGCCAUCCCGGUGUUCCUGAUCAGCAUGAUCUUCCCCAUGUUCAUUCCGGCACUCAACAUCAACAAAAUCGGCCUCCCAAUCCCCGGUCUCUUUCUUGGGGAUGUGAUCUGCUUACUGCUCACUAUUCCCGUCCAAUUUGGCAUUGGUAAGCGGUUCUAUGUUUCGUCUUGGAAGUCUAUCAAGCACGGUUCGCCAACCAUGGAUGUCUUGGUAACCCUUGGCACGUCAGCCGCCUUCUUCUUCAGCUGUGCGGCGAUGAUUGUCAGCGUUCUCACUCUCCCGCACUCCCGGCCCGCGACGACCUUCGAUACCAGUACCAUGUUGAUCACGUACAUCAGCCUGGGACGCUUUCUGGAGAAUCGCGCGAAAGGACAAACGUCCAAGGCUUUGUCGAGGCUGAUGAGCCUCGCCCCUUCCACUGCGACAAUUUACGCGGAUUCAAUCGCUGCUGCUAAAGCUGCGGAAGCUUGGGAUGCGUCUUCCUCGAUGUUCCCACGCGCCGAAAAGCAGCCUGUUGAGACUAUGGUCGAAGAGCGGACUGUGCCCACCGAACUGAUUGAGGUGGGAGAUAUCGUGGUACUCAAGCCUGGCGACAAGAUCCCCGCCGAUGGCAUUGUCUUGCGAGGGGAAAGCUUCGUGGACGAAAGUAUGGUCACUGGAGAAGCGAUGCCUAUACUGAAGAAGCAGGGCACGCCUCUCAUGGCCGGCACAGUGAACGGCGCUGGACGCUUGGAGCUCAAAGUCACUCGAGCUGGCCGCGAUACGCAACUCAGUCAAAUUGUGAGAUUGGUGCAAGAAGCGCAGACGAGCCGAGCGCCCAUCCAGCGCAUGGCUGACGUGGUUGCCGGAUACUUCGUCCCGAUCAUCAUUACGCUCGGACUCGCGACUUUCAUUGGCUGGAUGGUUCUGAGCCAUAUCCUGCCCAACCCACCACAAGUGUUCCUCAGCGAGGCCAGCGGCGGACGUAUCAUGGUAUGCGUCAAGCUCUGCAUCGCUGUCAUUGUGUUCGCCUGCCCUUGUGCACUCGGCCUUGCGACACCGACGGCUGUCAUGGUCGGAACGGGUGUAGGCGCGGAGCAAGGCAUUCUCAUCAAAGGCGGUGCCGCGCUGGAGAAGGCGACAAAGGUCAAGCAUGUAGUACUGGACAAGACUGGAACGCUCACCUUCGGCAAGAUGAGCGUCAGUGAUUCCGAACUGUUGGCCCCCUGGAAUACCACGUCCGAACAGAGGCUGCUUUGGUGGAAUAUCGUAGGCCUGGCAGAGACUGGAAGCGAGCACCCCAUUGCCACAGCCAUUGUGGCCAAUGCGAAGGGUCGACUUGGCAUCGACUCCGAAGCGCCGCUGCAAGGAUCCGCUGGAGACUUCAAAGCUAUAGUCGGGAAAGGUAUUGCAGCGUCGGUUGAGCCGGCGGGCACUGCCGGGCGGAAGCGUUUCGAAGCGCUCAUCGGCAAUGCGGCGUUCCUCCGGGGUCGAGGCGUUGACGUUCCAGAGACGUCAGAGCAACGGGGAAACGACCUCCGUGACGUGGAACGGCAGAAAACAGCGGACCAGGACGAUGAAUACAAACUCGAACAAAACGCAGGCACCACGAAAAUCUACGUGGCGAUAGAUGGCGAGUACGCCGGCUCCCUCGGCCUCUCGGACACGCUGAAACCUUCUGCUGCUGCAUGCAUCGCCGCCCUACACCGUAUGGGCAUCACCACGUCUCUCGUCACCGGAGAUCAGGCUGCCACCGCGCGAUACGUUGCGUCGUUGGUCAACAUCUCUCCGGAGAACGUGUUUGCCGGAGUCCUACCCAGCGGCAAACAAGCCAUCAUUGAAGAUCUCCAAAAAGGAGGGCAAACCGUCGCCAUGGUCGGCGACGGCAUCAACGACUCUCCCGCGCUCGCCACCGCCAACAUCGGCAUCUCCUUCGCCAACGGCACGGACGUAGCAAUGGAAGCGGCCGACUUUGUCCUCAUGAAGCCCAACCAGCUCAUGGACAUCCCAGCCUCGCUGCAUCUCUGUCGCACCAUCUUCCACCGCAUCAAGCUCAACCUUCUCCUCUCCUGCAUCUACAAUGUCAUCGGGCUUCCGAUUGCCAUGGGCUUUCUGCUGCCUUGGGGCAUCUCAUUGCCGCCGCUGGCGGCUGGAGCGGCGAUGGCGUGUUCGAGCGUCACGGUCGUGGUGUCGUCGUUGCUGCUGAAGCUGUGGCAUCGGCCGCGCUGGAUGCUGGAGGAGGAUGUUGCGGCUUGGCAGACGUCGUCUCCAACAACGAUUGGAUCAGGCAUCUGGAAUUCGAUUCUGGCGGCGAGCCGGGCAGUCCUUGGUCGCGGAAGGAGGCGAGCAGAGGGGCAGAGGGGCGCGUAUGUUGCAUUGGAGAAUUAUGAGGCUGUUUAGCCCUUCUCCGUAGGGUUUCUGUUACUUAGCGGCAUUUGACAAGA